AUGCCUCGAGGGAGAAAAGAAAAAAACUCCCAACCGAUUCUUGCAACUCAGGUCUCUCAACAAUCUAGUGCUGCUCACACCAAGCUCCUAUCUCUUGGAAGUGGAACCACCGGGACUCCAGCAAGAACAACACAUGGCUUGCAACCAUCAUUGGCCACACCGAGUGUGAUCGAUCAACCAGAGAAUACACCCCCUAACUCCAAGACCGGCAUCAGCUCGCAAAAUCAGCCCCCUAAUUCUGAGACCCGACCUGAAGGCACUAACUCUCAAAAUCAACCCGAAGGUGAUAACUCUCAUCGGAAGAAUCUUGUCUGGACCCCAGCGAUGGAAAAGAGCGCUCUCGACUUGUACGUCAAAGCGGUUGAAGAAGGAAAGCGAUGCAAUAAUGGUUUCAAGCCUGAAACUCACCGAUGGGUGGCUACUGAGCUAUCGAAUGAGUUCCCUGGUUCCGAGUUUACUGGUCCAAAGGUCAAGUCCAAGUUAAACCAAACUUUUAAAAAAUGGUAUGAUGCCUUUGUUGCGUGUAAAGAAGCAAGCGGCUUUGGAUGGAAUGAAGAUCAGUGCAUGGUCACUGCAUCCGAGGAGGUUUGGAGCAGCUUCUUAGUAUCGCAUCCAACUGCUAAGCGUUUCAAAAACACGCCUUUCCCUGAGUUCCAUGAGCUCAAUGUUAUUUUUAGCGGGAAUGCAGCGGUGGGAGCUUUAUGCAAGGGUACCAAUGCCAUCGAAGCGGAAUCCAAUCAGGAGUCUCCCCCAGAUGCGAUCAACAACGGGCAGAAUCUUCCAAGCACUGCAUCUCAAGAAGUGAGAUCGGCCCGACCCGGGGUGCGCCCUCCUCGCAAACACCGUAUUUCCUCAGGCGAUCGCUUUGAAAACACGGUUGAACGAUUGAUUGAUGCAUUUAUAUCUCAAGAUGACAAUACCGCUCAGACAUCCACAAUCCACAGGGCCAUCGAGAAGUUUCAAGAUCACUUUGCGGAAGGUCUGGACAUGGACGACAUGGUCGCCGGAUUCAGCAUAUUGGAAAAUGAGGCUAAGGCAAACACCUUCUUGGCUAUUUGA
Molecule: messenger RNA, 1059 nt
Organism: Puccinia graminis f. sp. tritici CRL 75-36-700-3
Lineage: Eukaryota; Fungi; Basidiomycota; Pucciniomycetes; Pucciniales; Pucciniaceae
Exons: 3
Coding region: 1-1059 (352 amino acids)
Source: RefSeq, a predicted model, not a curated record